Molecule: messenger RNA, 1278 nt
Organism: Tribolium madens (black flour beetle)
Lineage: Eukaryota; Metazoa; Arthropoda; Insecta; Coleoptera; Tenebrionidae
Product: ubiquitin-conjugating enzyme E2 J1-like
Exons: 6
Coding region: 391-1179 (262 amino acids)
Source: RefSeq, a predicted model, not a curated record
GAGUUAGAUCUCAAGAACAACAAAAUUGUUUUGUGCCAUCGAUAUUUUUGGGCAUUUUGACCCUUGAAAUUUUAGAAUUUUUAUUUAACAAGGCGUUCAGUUUACUUAAAAGUGUUUUGGUAGUUUUUAUUUCCGAGACACGUUGUAUACAACUGUCAAAUCAUUUCCUAACCUUAAUCAUUUUAAACUGGCGAUUGUGAAUAAAAAUAAACACUUAUCUAAAAAUUUAACAACUUUUUAAGUGCCUGAUAAACAAUUUGCCAAUCUCGAAUCAGCUGAUUGUUUUGACAGUUCGCCUAAACAAGAAACAUGACAAGUUUUUGUACACAUUUCGGCAGUUUUUAAAUAUUUCUGUGUUAUUUGAGUACAAAAGUUCUGUUUAGUGGAAGCAUGUCUUUAGAAAAUAAGUAUAACCUAAAAAGCCCAGGAGUGAAACGUCUUAUGCGCGAAGCGCGAGAGUUAGCCGAACCCACCGAAGAGUAUUUUGCCCACCCUUUAGAAGACAAUUUAUUUGAAUGGCAUUUCACAGUGCGAGGCCCCCCUAAUACCGAAUUUGAGGGCGGGUUCUACCAUGGACGUAUUCUUUUACCCUCGCAGUAUCCCAUGCAACCCCCUAAUAUAAUCCUGUUAACACCAAAUGGACGGUUUGAAGUGAACAAAAAAAUUUGUUUGUCUAUUUCGGGGCAUCACCCGGAGAGUUGGCAACCCUCGUGGUCGAUAAGAACAGCUUUGUUGGCCUUAAUUGCUUUCAUGCCUACUCCUGCAGCUGGUACUAUUGGCUCUUUGGACUACACCCCAGAAGAAAGACAGAUUUUAGCCAAGAAAUCGAUUAAUUGGGAAUGUCAAAUUUGUGGUAAAAUUGCAGAGACUCUUUCUUCACAAUCCAAAUCUUCAAACAUUACCCAGGAAGAGGCUUCCCUCAUACAGCAAAUUGCGCUUAAGGCCGAGGAAGAUGCAAACAGAAAAGAGAAAUCCUCUGACGAGACUAAUAUUAGACAGAGGGUAACAAUAAACACCCAAAGUGCUGAAAAUAUAAAUGAACCCAUUGCGGAUGUUAUAAUGGAAACGGAAGUUUCAAUUAAUCCAAGUACUGUAGACCAAAUAUUCAAUGUCGUUGUGUGGGUCAUCGUAUUUGUGAUACUUCUUCUCAUAGGACGAAGAUUUUUCUUGUUGGAAUGAUAGUGAUAAAUUUUAUUUUAUAGAGUCCCUAACUAUGUAUACUAAAGCCAAAAAGUACUAGAAAUUUAAUAAAAUUGCUUUAAACUUUUGUAGACUGAA